GGCAUCGGGUAGCCGUAGCUCCAGCAGCCCCGAUCGCGACUCCGGUGCUCACUGCCCGCGGCCAGCCGGCAGCAUGGCUGAGUCUUCCAAACCAUGUCUAGAUGAAAGUGCAUUUGAAGCACUGGAGAAAGACUUCCAAGAUGUCAUCAAUCAGCUUAAGGGAGAUAAAGCUCUGGAAAAAUUCCGAAUAGAAUAUGAGAAGCUCCAUACUGUUCUGAAAAAGUCUCAUGAAAAUGAAAAGCGUCUCACGGAGAAAUGCAGGAGCCUGAAUGCUGAGCUUAUGGUGAAUUCAUCUAAAGCAGCUGCUCUCAUAAAGCUCUGUAAAGACGAUCAGAGUACUAUAUCAUCGAUGAAGACGGAGAUUGACAAGGCCUGGAAAAUGGUGGAUAUAGCCUAUGAAAAGGAGCAGAAAGCAAAGGAGAAGAUUGCUUCACUGAAAGAGGAAAUUGCACGCCUAAGUAAUUCAGUGGAGAAAGGAUCUGAAGCAUCCCUAGGACAAGACCGCAAAGUCUGGGAUUUGCUAAAAUAUAAAGAAGACAUAACAAAGGAGAGAGACCAACUGUUGUCAGAAGUUGUGGAGUUACGUCAAAGUCUAACUCAAGCUGCAGAACAGCAGCAGGCUAUGGAGAAGGCAAAAACUGAGGCAGAUCAAUCUAUUAAGCAGCUGCAGAAAGACAUCCAGGUGCAACAGUAUGAGGUAACACGAGAGACUCGAAAAAAGGAAAGAUUAGAGAAGGAUCUGAAAAAUCUUCUAGCUGAAAUGGAUGAUAAGCAAACUGAGAUAAAGAAUUUACAGCAAGAUAUACAGAGGAAUAAAGAGGAACAACUGAAAAUGGAACAGAACCUAAAAGAGCUGAAGCUCUUGAAUGAAAAAGCUGGUAAGGAACUUGAGCAACUACAUAUGAGAAAUAGUAAGCUCAUACAAGAGAUUGAGCAGCACAAUGUGGUGUUUGAAGAGGUGAUGAAGAACAUGCAGCAGAAGACAGCAGAACUGAAAGGCAGAGAUGAGGAAGUGGCUCAGAUGCGCCUUGAAAUUUCAAAGUUGAACAAAACAAGAGAGAUUCUCCAGAACAAGCUGCAUGCUGCAGAGGAACAGAAAACUGAUGCAGCACAUGAGAGAAACAUCCUAAAAAAUCAAAUAUCUGGACUGGAGAAAGAGUUGGAGGCUGCCAAAAAGCAGGCGGAUAUUGACAAAAAAGCUAUAGAGGAGCUUGGGAGGGAAAGACAUAUGCUAAGCAAGAACUUGGUCAAGGCCACCAGUGCCGCUCAGAAGCAGACAAAUCUGGUGAAGCUCCAUGAACAGUCAAAGAGGAACUUGGAAAGUGAAAUCCAAAAUUAUAAGACUGAAGCUCAGAAACAAAGGAAGAUUAUUUACCAUUUGGAGAAGGAGAGGGAUUCUUUCAUCAGUGAAACCAGUGAGCUCAAACAGAAGGUCCUCCAGAACCUGAAAGAUAUUGAAAAACUGGAAAUAGAGAUCUGUGACUAUAAGAAGAAUUUAGAAGAGUCUACAAUUAAACUUAAACAGGAACAAAGCCAGUGUGAAGCUAUGAGAACAGAGAAGAACCUGUUCAGUAAAAACCUGAUUGAAGCUAAGGAUGAGGUAUCAGAAAUGAAGAAGAAAUUGAAAUCUGUAAUACAUCAGAUGGACCAGCUGAAACAGGAGAUCAAAACCAAAGAAGAUGACCUUGUAAAAGCACAUCUGGAAAAUCAGCAAACAGAGAAGGAGAAGGAAUUAUUGAAAGCUGAACUGCUUCAGGUGAAAAAACAGGCUCUGGAAACCAAGAAGUUUAUGGAAAAUCAGGAGGCAGAAGAAAAAAGACUUCUAAAAAUUAUUGCUGAAGCUGAUGCUGAGAAGCUGAAGAAGAACAGGGAAAUUGAGCGGGUUGUCAAUGAGAGAAACAUCCUUGGGUCCCAGCUUGUUCAGCGCAAUGAUGAAGUGGCUCUCCUGUAUGAAAAGAUUAAAAUUCAGCAGUCCAUUCUAAACAAGAAUGAAAACCAAUACCAUCAGAGAAUGGAAGACAUCCAGCUUCUCAGGAUGGAGAUCAAAAAACUUAGGCAGGAGAAGGGAAUACUUGGCAAAAGUGUGGCUAAUAUGAAGGAUCUCAGACAGGAGAUUCAUCACAUGCAGAAAGAACUAGUAAGGGAGCAGACUCGAUGCAAAGUUUUGGAAGAAGAACUGGAGAAUCCCUUGAAUGUUCACAGAUGGAGAAAAUUAGAGGCCAGUGACCCAAGUACCUAUGAGCUGAUUAAGAAAAUACAAAGACUACAGAAGCAGCUUAUCACCAAGACAGGUGAAGUGAUAGAGAAAGAAUUACUCCUUCAGGAAAAGGAGAAACUGUAUGUGGAAUUGAAGCACAUCUUAGCCCGGCAGCCUGGGCCUGAAGCCGCAGAACAGUUGCAAUUCUGCAGGCACACUCUCCAAGAGAAGACUAAGCAGCUGAAAGUUCUGUCCUCAGAAUUGAAUAUGUAUGAAUCAAAGAACCAGGAAUACAAACAUGAAAUUGAAAGACUUGGCAACGAGCUUAUGAAUGUGAAAAAGAAAUAUCUGGCUCAGAAACGCAAGGAACAACAGGCCAAGGAGAAGAAACGACUCUUGACUGACAAGGAGCCAAAGUUUCCACACAACAGGCCUGAUGUUCCUCGCUUCAUCGGAGGGGGCUUUGCACUCAGCAGACCUCUUCCCAAACUUACAGCUUAGGAAUGGACUCAUCUCACCACAUUCCCAUUCCCAAUGUUUUGUUAAACUCUAUUUGUGAUGGAUUGUUUGAGAAACUGUAAUUUUAAAUGAAAUUCAGAAUCAACUUUCUCUCUGAAAUCAGUGUAUUGUCUUCAGGAAAAGGCAUUUUAUAGUAGAAUAAACAUGGUGUUGGUUUAAAAACUGUGGACCAAAUCUGCUCUUAUAAUGCAAGUGGAAGCUUGCACUGGUGUAACUUAAUAAUGGAGACCAUGCAGACACUUCUUCAAUACUGUGUCUUUAUUUAGCACUGUAACAUCACAAAAUGCCUUAAUAUGUAGUUAUUUCUCCUUUCUCUACCUCUAUUGUAAGCACUCCAUUUAUCUUCGGACUGAAAGCACCUGAAAAAAAAAAAAGAGAAAACAGAGAAGAAUCAAAAUUAAUAGGCUGAUGUUUCGAGCCCUGCUGAGCAAAUGCAAAAUUAACAAGUCUUUACUUAGAUGUACACAUGUAGCAGUUCUUUGUGCAGGUAGUACAUAAUAGGGUUUAUCCAGUGUUUGCUACAGUUAGUAAGAUCAAGGCAGUUCGCAGCCACAUUGUGCAUUAUUAAGAACACCAUUCUGUUUACUCUGGUAGACACACAGUGGCAUAAUUAUGUCUGUUCAACCGGGGACACUGUACACACUGACUGGGAUGUGCUGUUUUCCCACAUAAAUCCUUCCGAGUGAUUCAAAGUUGGACUCAGAACACGGCAAACUUCACUCUUCAACUUCUAGACACUUGGGCAUUUUUGGAACUUUCAGAAAUUGUUUUUGUAAUGCAGCAGGAGCCCUCCAACCUUUUCAGCCAAAAGAGAUUUAAUUACCAUUCAUUAACAAGUGAAAUAACAAAGUCACGGCAUGAGGUGCUGAAGUAUAGAAAACUUCCAAGCUGUAAAAUAAAAUGUUUUGAAACUGAUUUGUACACGGAAGCUUUUUCCCAGCCUGGGGGAUAAAAAUACUUGUCCAAAGAGAUAUGCUGAUAAAUAUUUCACAUGCAUAUAAAAAAAAAGCCUUUGCAAAGAUUUUGUUCUUUCCUUUGGUGGAAUACGUAAUUAAAUAUUAAAGCUACUGUGGGAAACUUUUAA
Messenger RNA from Pezoporus flaviventris, 3800 nucleotides. It is a transcript of the gene CFAP58, whose product is annotated as cilia and flagella associated protein 58. NCBI's taxonomy places the organism in Eukaryota, Metazoa, Chordata, Aves, Psittaciformes, Psittacidae. The record is from RefSeq and is a predicted model, not a curated record. Gene Ontology annotation, cellular component: cytoskeleton. The transcript has 18 exons. The coding region runs from base 74 to 2698 and encodes 874 amino acids.